Paracoccidioides brasiliensis Pb18 is the source of this 501-nucleotide messenger RNA. RefSeq lists its product as uncharacterized. Gene Ontology annotation, biological process: cell redox homeostasis; cellular response to oxidative stress; hydrogen peroxide catabolic process. Bases 1 to 501 code for a protein of 166 amino acids. Gene Ontology annotation, cellular component: mitochondrion; peroxisome; cytoplasm. The transcript has 5 exons. Gene Ontology annotation, molecular function: thioredoxin peroxidase activity. The record is from RefSeq and is a predicted model, not a curated record.
AUGGCUCCUAUCAAGGCUGGGGACAGUUUCCCUCCCGAUGUCAAAUUCUCAUACGUCCCGUGGACCAAAGAGAAUGGAGAGAUCACCGCCUGUGGCCUACCGCAGCCAUAUGAUGCUUCCAAGGAAUGGGCAAAUAAGAAAGUGGUCCUGUUCUCUGUUCCAGGCGCAUUCACGCCCAGCUGUUCCAUCAGCCAUCUUCCCGGAUACAUCAAGCUCCUCAAUGACUUCAAGGCCAACGGUGUCGACAUCGUCGCUGUCAUUGCAUAUAACGACCCGUUCGUCAUGAGCGCGUGGGGGAAGGCCAAUAAUAUCAAAGGAGACGACAUUCUCUUCCUGAGCGAUACGGACACUGCGUUCUCCAAGAGCAUUGGCUGGACUCUGGGUGAGCGAACUGCUCGAUAUGCUCUCAUCAUUGACCACGGUACGGUGACCUAUGCUGAGAAAGAGCCUGCGAAGGGAGUUACGGUUUCGAGUGCCGAAACUGUCCUGUCCAAGCUAUAG